This is a messenger RNA of Ceratotherium simum simum (southern white rhinoceros), 2778 nucleotides long. RefSeq names its product calcineurin like EF-hand protein 1 (gene CHP1). The record is from RefSeq and is a predicted model, not a curated record. Lineage: Eukaryota; Metazoa; Chordata; Mammalia; Perissodactyla; Rhinocerotidae. Gene Ontology annotation, molecular function: calcium ion binding.
GGCCUACGCUGGGCUGAUUCAUUCCGGGGCUAGAGCUAGGAUCGUCGACGUCGGCUCCUGCGCCGGGCGCAGCCUCCCUCCUGAUUGGCCGGUCCUCGGGGCGGCCCGCCUCCGCGCGCCACCCCUGGGUUCCCUCCGCGGUCUGCAGUAAAAUCGCUGCCCUCUCCCUUCUUGACCCCAGCUCAUUCUCCCCUCUCUCCCUCCUUUUUGCCACCGCUGUCGGUUCAGGCGCCCGGCUCCCGGAGGAGCUCCCGGCUCGGUGAUGGGUUCUCGAGCCUCCACGUUACUGCGGGACGAAGAGCUCGAGGAGAUCAAGAAGGAGACUGGCUUUUCCCACAGUCAGAUCACCCGCCUCUACAGCCGGUUCACCAGCCUGGACAAAGGAGAGAAUGGGACCCUCAGCCGGGAAGAUUUCCAGCGGAUUCCAGAACUUGCCAUCAACCCACUGGGGGACCGGAUCAUCAAUGCCUUCUUUCCAGAGGGAGAGGACCAGGUAAACUUCCGUGGAUUCAUGAGAACUUUGGCUCAUUUCCGACCCAUUGAGGAUAAUGAAAAGAGCAAAGAUGUGAAUGGACCAGAACCACUCAACAGCCGAAGCAACAAACUGCACUUUGCUUUUCGGCUAUACGAUUUGGAUAAAGAUGACAAGAUCUCCCGCGAUGAACUGUUACAGGUGCUACGAAUGAUGGUCGGAGUGAAUAUCUCAGAUGAGCAGCUGGGCAGCAUCGCAGACAGGACCAUCCAGGAGGCUGAUCAGGAUGGGGACAGUGCCAUAUCUUUCACAGAAUUUGUUAAGGUUUUGGAGAAGGUGGACGUAGAACAGAAAAUGAGCAUCCGAUUUCUUCACUAAAGGACUGAGACCAAACUGUUCUUGCUUUCUAGUAUUUAAGAACUGGAACUUGAGAGUCCUCCUGUCCACCAGCCCCACCUCCACCCAUCAUUCCCCUUCUCCCAGAGUACUACUGCUGUUGCAUGACAACCCCAGAUAUGUUCCGUCCACACAAACCUGCCUUUGGUGUAUAAACAGGGCAUUACAGAAUGGUACCUUCAGUCUAUUUCUGUUCAGUAUCAUUCGCUGGUUAUCUCCAUUUCUAAAUAUCAUCUCCCCCUGUUCUGCUGCUGAAUGCCACACGUCCAUCCAAUCUGAGAAGGUGAGAGAGGGAAUCAUGCCAAGAACCAACCAGCAAAGCUCUUUCACUGGAUGCAGACUGUAGCCAUGCUGCCUUCCCUCCACUAGCUUCGGCAUGCUCCUUCAUCCUUUUUUAUACAUCCUUUGCCUCCUACUUCUCUUUCACCCAACAUACCGUUCAGUCUUUCAGUCUCCCUACUUUUUAUUAAGUUUCAAUCCCCUCUGUUCUACUUGGCAACCCAAGCUAUGCCUGUUAAAUGUAUUUCUGACUAGGUGGAAUAGUUCGGUGGUCUGGCAGUUUUUAUCUACCUUUACUCUUAAAUGGGUCUCUGGGAUGUUGCCUAUCCAGGAGCUUUUCAGUAACCAACACUUCUCUCAGAAGAAUGUGACCAUCUCUUGGUCCCCUGCACUCUGCUCUGUCAUCAAAGGGCUGUUGGUUGGAGAUGUUCUUCUUGAACAGUGGUGGCCUUGGUGAGCCAAGUCUCUUAGGUGGCUUGCCCAGGUCGCUCUACCUCUGGCCUCUGAUUCUCAACAUACAUACCUACAUGGCUACUCUGUUAGUACAGUGUUGACUCUUUUUAGAAAAUAGCCAUAUGCCUGCGGGUUUGCCUAGUUUGGGGACACCAUCAGCACCAGAAUGGCUCCUCUGACAAUAUGCUUGGGGACUUGCUCAUGGCUUUUUGAACAAGGAGGCUAGCCACCCUAAAAGUCUCGUGUAUUCCCACCUCUGCAGCAUGGUUUAUGCCUCAGUGUUAUGUGCCCUGGAAUGUUUUUCACUUCACAUUUCCUAGUAGAAAGAUUAGAGUUGUGGAAGUGCCUAACUUAUCCCAGCCCAAGAGAUUUAAAGGUUGUCCUCAGUGUCUUGAAGUUUUGCACAAAAUUCUCUAUGAAUUUUGCACUUGGCAGAUGUUCAUGUUGGAAGCCAUAGUCAGCCCUUAAUACAGGUCCAAAGCAUUGAAUGUAUUGUACCAUCAGCUGCCUAGUUACACUGACUUCCUAGCCCCCCUCGUGGACCACUGCUAAUCCCUUAGAAACAAGAGGUCUGGCACUGGUGGCACAACCUGAGGGGGCAUUACAGGCCUUUGCAUGAGCCAGAGAAACUUCCAUGCCUAAGUCAGCUUACUGUAGACCUCAUUGAAUCAGGCUGCUGCCAUCCUCAUAUCUGUCUUUAUGAGUCUGUCCAUCCAUAUAUCUGCCCUUGGCUGAUUUUCUUGGACUUAUUGCUUGCUUGCUUAUUUCCUUGCUUUGGAAGGCUAUCCAAGAUGUAUACACAAUACCUUAGGAAGGGAAUUGCUAAAAAAAAAAAUACCACUGCAAAGGGAUUGGGAAGAGUGGGGAAGAGAGGAGUGGCCAGGCUGGAUGACUUAAGUAUAAAUGACCGAGGAAUUCUUCAUGAAGUAUCAGUCUGACUUGGUGAUCAAGUGAUGUAAUAUAGGAAUUGUAUAAAAGGGAAGACUUGUCUGACACUGGUCUGUUAGAGAGGUACUUCAGGGGCUCCUUGACUUGCAUAUUUAAAAUUCCUAAGAUUAUGGCUUUUUCCUCCUUUUGGCUGUAUAGUAAACUGUUUUAAUCCACAGUUGUGCCUUAUUGUUCCAUUAAAAUUGUAUUCUUCGAUCCAUCAAUAAAUACUUGUGGUUAAAACAAGAUAA